AUGUCCGCUAUGUCGGGAUCUUCAUGGGAAGAGUUGCGGAAGCAAGCCCGGCUGCUUGAAAAUGACAUAGAUGUAAAACUGGUGGCAUUUAGCAAACUCGGCGUGAGCUCCAGUAGUUCUGGGCUGAGCUCGGAGAGUGUGCCUCUCAUAAACAGUGAUGACAUGUUUGACACAAUGUCUAUGGAGCUCCAACAACUGUUAAAUAAGUUGUCCUCUAUAAACGACAAAAUGGCAGAUUUGGCUCCAAGUGGAACAGCUACAAUGCACACUAUAAAGAGACAUAGAGAAAUAUUAAUGGAUUACCAGCAGGAGUUCUCGAAGACAUCAGCGCGAGUGAACGCGCGGCGUGAACGUGAGGAGUUGCUGCGCGGCGCCAGCCCUCCGCCCGGCGCUACAAUCGGACUCUCGCGCCGUGACCAGUACUCCAAGGAGGCCAACCAUCUACACAGUUCGCACAUACUAGUGGAUGAACAAAUCAACAUCGCGAUGGAGGCGCGCGAGCACCUCGCCUCACAACGACAGACAUUUAAACGAAUGCAGACCACAUUCAAUAACAUCACUAACAGAUUUCCAAUGCUGAACAGUUUAAUCUACAGGAUCAAUGCCCGCAAACGUCGCGACUCACUCAUCAUAGGUCUCGUUGUUGCGGUCUGUACAUUCUUGUUAUUGCUCUAUGCAUUCCACUGA
Spodoptera littoralis (African cotton leafworm) is the source of this 687-nucleotide messenger RNA. The record is from the annotation of a GenBank genome assembly. Lineage: Eukaryota; Metazoa; Arthropoda; Insecta; Lepidoptera; Noctuidae.